AUGGCGGGCCUUUCGUCGAGCAGGCUGAAAUCCAUGGAUUUCUACAGAAAAAUCCCCAGAGAUUUGACUGAAGCAUCAUUAUCCGGUGCUGGACUAUCCAUUGUAGCUGCACUGGCCAUGGUUUUUCUAUUUGGAAUGGAACUGAGUAACUAUCUAGCAGUAAACACCUCUACAUCUGUGAUUGUAGACAAGAGUACCGAUGGCGACUUUUUACGCAUUGAUUUUAAUAUCAGUUUUCCAGCCCUCUCAUGUGAAUUUGCAGCAGUUGACGUGAGCGAUGUGUUAGGAACUAACAGGUUAAACAUUACAAAAACAGUCAGAAAAUACUCUAUAGAUCACGAUCUAAAGCCCACUGGUGCUGAGUUUCACUCAGGCCCUAUUAUGCAGCUCAUUAAGCAUGAUGAGUAUGUUGGUGAACAUGAGGGUGAGGGUUCUGUGACACUCAGUGCUCGGAAUUUUGAUGUUUACUCAAAUCAGUUUCCGAUAUUGGUUGUCAAUUUCUAUGCUCCUUGGUGCUACUGGAGCAAUCGCUUGAAACCUUCUUGGGAAAAGGCAUCUAAAAUUAUGGCGGAAAGAUACGACCCUGAAACUGAUGGACGCAUCAUUUUGGCCAAAGUGGAUUGCACUGAAGAAGGUGAAUUAUGUAGGAGGCAUCACAUCCAAGGGUAUCCCUCCAUUCGCAUUUUUCGCAAGGGAAGUGAUGUCAGGGAUGAACACGGACACCAUGAGCAUGAGUCCUACUAUGGGGAUCGUGAUACUGAGACCUUGGUGCAGACUAUGGAAAAUCUUGUUGCACCUAUUCCAGCUUUACAUCACAAGCCAGACAAUUCAACUCAGAGCAUUAAACGACCUGCACCCUCAACUGGAGGAUGUAGAGUUGAGGGAUAUGUGCGUGUUAAAAAGGUUCCUGGGAACCUCAUCAUUUCUGCUCGUUCAGGAUCCCAUUCCUUUGAUACUUCCCUGAUGAACAUGUCACACGUUGUUUCCCAUCUAUCGUUUGGCAUGAAAUUUUCAGCCAAGGCAAUGGUUGAGGCCAAGCGAUUGAUGCCAUAUAUUGGUCGGAGUCACGACAAGUUGAAUGGGCAAGCAUUUGUUAAUCAGCGUGAUAUAGGUGCUAAUGUCACUAUAGAGCAUUAUCUUCAAAUCGUUAAAACAGAGGUGGUAUCAAUGAAAGGAUCUCGUGAACACACGAUAAUAGAAGAGUAUGAGUAUACAGCCCACAGCAGUUUGGCAGAGAGCGUGGAUAUACCUGUUGCAAAAUUCCAUUUUGAGCUCUCUCCUAUGCAGGUUCUGAUCACUGAACUUCCGAAUUCAUUUUCACAUUUUAUCACCAAUGUGUGUGCCAUAAUUGGUGGAAUAUUCACGGUUGCGGGAAUAUUGGACUCGAUACUGCACAACACGAUCAGGCUAGUGAAGAAAGUGGAGCUAGGCAAAAAUUUUUGA
This is a messenger RNA of Linum trigynum, 1443 nucleotides long. The record is from the annotation of a GenBank genome assembly. Lineage: Eukaryota; Viridiplantae; Streptophyta; Magnoliopsida; Malpighiales; Linaceae.